UGUAGAAUUUGCAAACGAAGUUCCUCCCGCCUGCCACAGGCUGGCAGUAAGGAAGAAGAAGCUAGAUGUCGAAGCUGAUCACAAUGGCGCAACGAGGGUUCCCACCAGUCAUCUCCGUUGCCACCAUGGCGGCCCUGCUGUUGCUCGCAUUCCUAACGUCGGCUAUGCAUGGACAAGCCGCAUCUCCGGAAGCGGGUACGGUCAAGAUCUCGGGUUUUAAGUACAACGGUGAUGGCUGCCCGCUAAGGUCUGCGGAGGGGGCAGUAUCGGAUGAUGGAGAAGUGAUCACUGUGAUGUUCAGCAAUUACACUGCGUCGACAGCCGCUGCCUGGGACGGUAUGCGGAGGAGGUGCACGGUGACGAUCAUUCUGAGUUAUCCGCCAGGUUUCAUCUUCGGCUUGGGGAUGGUCACUAUGCGCGGAUACGCCAAGCUGGACGCAGGCGUGACCGGGUCCGCUCAGACCAGUCACAAUAUCCCCCUGGCACCAGGGGCCGCUAGAAGCAAGCGCGUCAUCACCGGCCCUUUCGAUGGUAAUUUCGAGUUCACAGACGAGUUCAGUGUGGUGGCGUACAGCGUGUGCAACGUCGUCAGAAACCUCAACUUCAACUUCGAAGUGCGGCUGAAUCCUGGAAAUCCACCGAAAAGCGGCCUCAUGACUAUCGGCUCUGAGGGUCUCAAGCUAACGCAGGAGUUCUCCAUCAGCUGGGCGUCGUGCUAAGCUCCGGGCGGCGAUCCAACAUCGUCAGCUUUCCAGCUUGCCAGCGGCUAAGUUUGGCCAUAGCGCAUACUCACAC
Molecule: messenger RNA, 795 nt
Organism: Chara braunii
Lineage: Eukaryota; Viridiplantae; Streptophyta; Charophyceae; Charales; Characeae
Source: the annotation of a GenBank genome assembly